GGAUGAAGAGCCCCUGGCCCAGGUCCCUGGAAAUCUGAGGGGUCCACCUCCUUGGUCAGGGCUCAUAAACACUGUUGCCCCCUACAGGCCUGAGGGCGCCCCCGCCUCCCCCCGGCCCCCCACCAGCCAUGGCCCUGGUCAGCAUCAACGAGCUGCCCGAGAACAUUCUGCUGGAGGUGUUCACGCACGCGCCCGCCCGCCAGCUGCUGCGCUGUCGCCUGGUCUGCAGCCUCUGGAGAGACCUCAUUGACCUGGUGACACUCUGGAAGCGAAAGUGCCUGCUGGAGGGCUUCAUCACCGAGGACUGGGACCAGCCCGUGGCUGACUGGAAGAUCUUUUACUUCUUGUGCAGCCUCCGCCGGAAUCUCCUGCGGAACCCGUGUGCGGAAGAGGAUCUGACAUCCUGGCAAAUUGACUCCAAUGGCGGAGACGAGUGGAGGGUAGAGAGCCUCCCUGGAGACCAUGGGACAGAUUUUCCAGACUCCAAAGUCAAGAAGUACUUUGUCACAUCUUUUGAGAUGUGCCUCAAGUCCCAGCUGGUGGACCUCAAGGCCGAGGGCUACUGGGAGGAUCUGCUAGACACGUUCCGGCCUGAAAUCGAGGUUAAGGACUGGUUCGCCGCCAGAGCCGACUGUGGCUGCACAUACCGCAUCCGAGUGCAGCUGGUCUCAGAAAACUACAUCGUCCUGGCCUCCUUUGAGCCCCCGCCUGUGACCAUUGAUCAGUGGAACAGUGCCGAGUGGACAGAGGUCUCCCACACUUUCUCGGAUUACCCGUCAGGGGUCCGCCACAUCCUCUUCCAGCACGGGGGCAAGGACACCCAGUUCUGGGCAGGCUGGUACGGGCCCCGUGUCACCAACAGCAGCAUCAUCAUCACCCCUAAGAUGACCAGGGACCGGGGGCCCUCCACGGCUCCGCCUGAGACCCUGUAGGGGCAGGAGAAGGCUGCCCACCUGCCCUCCUCACUUCAUCUCCACGGGCCCUUCUGACAGUCCGACAUCCGCUGGCCAUUCAGCCGUCCUCUCUCUGGGCCGCUUGACUUCCGGAGGUCCCCUCCAGCUGAGCCUGUCGUGGGCAGUGAGGGCCCCUACCUUGGGAGCCCCCACCCCAGUUCCAACCUUGGGCAAACCCAGCAGUUUGUGGCAACUCCCUGUCAUAUACUCUGACGUUUCAUGACAAUAAAUGUUUUCAGUAAAACCA
Molecule: messenger RNA, 1200 nt
Organism: Lontra canadensis (Northern American river otter)
Lineage: Eukaryota; Metazoa; Chordata; Mammalia; Carnivora; Mustelidae
Gene: FBXO6
Product: F-box protein 6
Exons: 5
Coding region: 129-932 (267 amino acids)
Biological process (GO): glycoprotein catabolic process; SCF-dependent proteasomal ubiquitin-dependent protein catabolic process
Cellular component (GO): cytoplasm; SCF ubiquitin ligase complex; endoplasmic reticulum quality control compartment
Molecular function (GO): ubiquitin protein ligase activity; protein binding
Source: RefSeq, a predicted model, not a curated record